This is a messenger RNA of Phanerochaete carnosa HHB-10118-sp, 323 nucleotides long. RefSeq lists its product as uncharacterized. The transcript has a single exon. NCBI's taxonomy places the organism in Eukaryota, Fungi, Basidiomycota, Agaricomycetes, Polyporales, Phanerochaetaceae. Bases 74 to 235 code for a protein of 53 amino acids. The record is from RefSeq and is a predicted model, not a curated record.
GUCACACGAGCCCUCAUGAUUGAAUAAAUAACGCUAAGUACAGUACCUAUACGUAUACGCAUGACCAACGCUCAUGCAGACCUCGAACGAAAUCAGGGCUGACCAAGCCUAUCAACGGGGCUUAGUCAAGGUCUACUCUUUCACCCUCUGCAUAAUUCUUCAAUGGGUCUCUCCUCAACGCUUCCGCCUCAGAAUUCACUUUAGACUCUCCGGCGCCGGCGCCUACGAUGCCUAGUCCAACGCCCGCUCCGCUCCGAGUCCUGCUCAGAGCCCGCGCAGACGGCUUCGUAGGCGAUGUCGGCUCCUACAACAUUGUGCUGUCA